AUGCGAUGGUGUCCAAGUUCUGCAAGUUUUGAAGUUUUACGAGUUCAAGUCUUUGAUCGGAUUUGUGAAGAUGAAGGGGAGUUGGAACAUUUUUCCGCAAUUCUAAAAAAUGCUGGCGGACUGUAUGCUUCGGCGAGUGAAUUGGUAAAAUACUGUUUGCCUCAUCGGACACUCAAAGAAUUAAUUGAAACUCUUUGGUGUGCCAAACUUCACUUCAAUAAAAGGCAAAAAAUUCGCAAACAAGUCCAUGAUAUUAUGCAACUAGUUUCAACAAAUACUGCUAGCGCAAUUAUGAUAUAUGCUAUGGAAAAAAG
Cercopithifilaria johnstoni is the source of this 314-nucleotide messenger RNA. NCBI's taxonomy places the organism in Eukaryota, Metazoa, Nematoda, Chromadorea, Rhabditida, Onchocercidae. The record is from the annotation of a GenBank genome assembly.